AUGGUCAACCAUCGAGAGUUCACAGUAUACGACUACACCGUCGGUGUAAUAUGCGCAUUAGACAAGGAGCUAUUAGCAGUCCGCUACCUGCUAGACUCGACGCACCCCGAAGUGAAAGUCCACCCGCGAGACACGAACACCUACACGCUCGGCACACUGAGCAGACACGGCAUCGUAGCGACAUGUCUCCCUGUAGCCGAAUAUGGUACAAACUCUGCAGCUAGCGUUGCCUCCCAGAUGUAUAUGAGCUUUCCCGCGAUGCAGUUCUGCUUGUUGGUGGGCAUCGCGGGAGGAGCGCCCAGCAAAGAGGAUAUAGGGCUUGGAGAUGUGGUGGUCGGCGUCCCCACCGGGACACGGUCUGGGGUUAUACAAUACGAUAUGGGAAAGGCUACUCCAGAAGAUUGCUUCUUGGAGACAGGAUCACUCCAAAGGCCGCCGCGGGUUCUGCUGAGCGCGAUCAAUGGCUUGAGGUCGAACCCGACCCUUACAAUUAACCCGCUGCAGGCGUUCUUGGAAACCAUUGCGCAGCAGGACCCGAAGUAUGCGUUCCUGGGAAGAGAGUACGAUAUUUUGUUUCCCCGUGGUUGCGUGCACGCCCCAUCGGAAGCAAACUGCGAGGGUCAUCUUGGCCUCAAGGUCCAACGUCCAGCAAGGAGCUUCGAAUACCCAUGUAUCCACUACGGACUUAUUGCCUCCGGAAACAAAGUGAUCAGAGACGCGGUCCUCCGAGACCGCUUAGCGGAUCAAUACGGCUUUCUUUGUUUCGAGAUGGAAGCGGCUGGGAUACUUAAUGUUUUACCUUCACUCGUGAUCCGAGGGAUAUGCGACUACUCGGACUCCCACAAAUCCAAGAUAUGGCAGGAUUAUGCCGCUGCAGCUGCUGCGGCUUAUGCAAAGCUUCUUCUCAGUCAGGUGCGAGUUUAUGAUGCACCAUAUCCUGGCGAGACGAAAAUGAUUGAUAUCCGGUGUGUUUUAACCCCGGGUACCUUUUGGCACGAUUCACUGAUGAACAAGAAUCAGUGA
Molecule: messenger RNA, 1023 nt
Organism: Aspergillus steynii IBT 23096
Lineage: Eukaryota; Fungi; Ascomycota; Eurotiomycetes; Eurotiales; Aspergillaceae
Product: purine and uridine phosphorylase
Exons: 1
Coding region: 1-1023 (340 amino acids)
Biological process (GO): nucleoside metabolic process
Molecular function (GO): catalytic activity
Source: RefSeq, a predicted model, not a curated record